Molecule: messenger RNA, 1800 nt
Organism: Tetranychus urticae (two-spotted spider mite)
Lineage: Eukaryota; Metazoa; Arthropoda; Arachnida; Trombidiformes; Tetranychidae
Source: RefSeq, a predicted model, not a curated record
AAAUCGGUAAAAAGUAGAAUUUUCUUCAACCAAUAGCGAAAUUCAUUUGGGGUGAAAUUGUUAACAAUUUAUUAAUACAAAUACUAAUAUUAUCAAUCAAUACUUCAUGAAAGUUUUAAAAUGAAAAAUCAAUAGGAUAGCCAUUAAAAAGGGGGUUUCUGCACUUAUUGAUGACCUAUCAAUGAUAGGUGUCCAUAUUCAGCAAGUACUUUCAAUGCUUCAUAAACUUUCAUUUUUAAAGAUGAGUUGAAAGUGAAGAGAUAAAAUGAAACAGUGAACUUUCCAUGUCUAAUCUGUGCUGAUUUUCUUGUUAAAAGAAGUUAAAUCAAAUCAAGAAAACAUGUCCAUUCGAAAUUCAAUCCAAGAAUCUCCAGGAUAUCUUGUUGGUCCUCAAACCGAAAGACCAUCAAAUAAUGUGUUUCAUUCUCAACCAGGUACACAAUUGGUGCAGCAUUUUAUCCUCGGCUUCACUAUAAAGCCAAACUACUAUCGAACCAAAUACCUAAAUGUUUUGCUGGUUUUUCUCUAAGUAAAUCUAAUCAUCUGUCACGAAUUUCCAUGAUAUUUUUCAGAUGGUUGCUUGCAGGACCGUCGAGUAGCUUUUUGUCCAUCAGGAUUAGAGUACUUGACUCGAAUUGAUCAACUUCUUGUUCAACAGAAAGUUGAACUUCUUGAAGCUUUCAUUGGCUUUGAGACAAAAAACAAAUAUCACAUUAAAAACAUAAUGGGCCAGAAAAUAUUCAAUGCUAUUGAAGAUUCCGAUUGCUGCACCAGGUCUUGCUGUGGGCCUGUUAGACCAUUUAAUAUGAAAAUUAUCGAUAACGAGGAACGAGAAGUUUUAAAUAUCUACCGACCUUUGAAAUGUCAAGGAUGUUGUUUCCCUUGUUGUCUCCAAAGUAUGCAAGUUACUGCUUCUGGUGUCGUUUGUGGUUACAUUGAACAAACUUGGAGUCUGUUUGAGCCUAAAUUCAAAGUUUGUAAUUCUUCUGGUGAAACAGUUUUACGGAUUGAACGAUCAUUCUGUACUUUCUCUUUCUGUGGUGAUGUUGAAUUUAAAGUUUUAUCACACGAUGGUGACACUCAAAUCGGUUGUAUAACUAAACAAUGGUCUGGUUUAGCUCGAGAAUUAUUCACUGACGCUGAUCAUUUCGGCAUUUCAUUCCCAAUGGAUUUAGAUGUCAAUAUCAAAGCUGUAUUAUUGGGAGCUUGUUUCUUAAUUGAUUUUAUGUAUUUUGAAACUAAAUAGUGAUCCUGUAGACAGACGAUUCAAAUGAAAUGAGAUUUGACACAAUCACGGCACAAUGAAAUGAAACAUUGUCUUUAACGAAAAGUGAUUCAGGUUUCAUUUGUAACUGUGUGAGAGUUGGACUCGCUUAAACUUUUUGGUUGAUCUGGACAAUUAGAGAUAAUGGUUGCUUAAAUAGUGAUCCUGUAGACAGAUGAUUUGAUUAAAAUGAGAUUCGAUACAAUUCAGUUUCAAUGAAAUGAGCCAGCUAACACAAUGUGAUUCUGGAUAUUUAGAUCUGUGUAAACGUUAAAAAUUAGAUGCAGAUUAACAUUUAACAGCCACGAAGGCUUUUUCGGUAGUCGAGAUUGAUGUAGGUUUCAUUGGUGACCUUUGUGAGAGUUGAACUUCUUGGAGUUGGAUAUCUGCUUUCAUACUUAUCAUAUGUAUUAUUUUAUUCAUAAUAAAUAUAAAAUUUUAUCAAUAUACAGCAAAAUGAAUCGUAUCGAUCUAGUACGAAUUACAAUUAUUUUGAAACGUUAUUUGCGUUAUAAACCUCUAAGGUUGUUACUAAA